Acanthoscelides obtectus is the source of this 1194-nucleotide messenger RNA. The record is from the annotation of a GenBank genome assembly. Lineage: Eukaryota; Metazoa; Arthropoda; Insecta; Coleoptera; Chrysomelidae.
AGAAUAUGACAUUCCUGUGACGCCAUCAAAAGUUAGCUGUCAUUUAAUGUUUUAAAUGUGUGUUUUGUUGUGAUUUUCCUCGCUUUUAUAAUCCUCCAAGUCAAGAUACAAAUUCUCUGAAAGGUGUUUCAAAAUGAUGGCUGGAAGGCUAGGUAUCACCGCCCCAGGCAUACCCGAUAACCCGCUAAGCCUUUCUUGGCACGAUUCAGCUUGGAUCCCAAUCCUAAACCCCUCGAAUGUACUGGAGUACUUUUCGCAGGGGUCCAACCCCUUCUACGAUAGAACUUGCAACAACGAGAUCGUCAAGAUGCAGAGGUUGAACCCAGAGCAAUUACAGAAUAUGACGGGGCUCGAGUACCUUCUAGUGCAUAUGCAGGAACCGAUACUCUAUGUUAUCCGGAAACAGCAUAGGCAUAGCCUUACACAAGUUACGCCUUUAGCAGAAUAUUAUAUUAUUGCCGGUGUUGUGUACCAGGCACCGGAUCUAGCUAGUGUGUUGAACUCAAGGUUACUUUCUUGCGUACAUCAUAUUCAAGGGGCAUUUGAGGAGACAAUGAGCUUUGCAAGAUACCAUCCAAGCAAAGGAUACUCUUGGGAUUUCAAGUCUCAGAGAGCGAAUCUCGACAAAGUGAAAAAGGAAGAAAAGCCUAGAGAAGAGCCUAGCUCGUUGUUUCAGAGGCAGCGAGUUGACAUGCUAUUAGGUGAACUGAUAAAGAAGUUUCCUCUGCCAACUCCACCUCAGCCAAAGGUUCAACCGGUGGCUCCUGUAAAAACUGAGACGGAUAAUAGCAGUGAUACAAAAGAAAAUAGGACUGAUAUUAAACAAGAGAAAAUCAAGCCUCCUCCAGAGAAAAAACCUAGAAUGAGUUAAAACAUCAUUAAGCAUUUUGCUAAUUAUGCUACAGGAAGAGCAUCCAAAAUAAUCAUAAUUGCAUAUUAAUGUCUGUUAUUUAUUAUUAACUACAUUAUCCUUAUAUUAAAAGAAACAUUUGUUUAUACUUUUGAAGUUUUAUUAUACAAAAAAUUGUAUAAUUAUUCCUAUAACUAAUGGUAUUUACAAAAAAUGUAUGAUUAUAAUAAUUUAUAUGAAGACUCUAUCACAAGGACUGGUUAAGUCCAAUUUCCAACUAUCUAACGAGUUUCCACCUGUUUAUACUAGUUUGAAAUUCCCGCAUCAAAUGGAAAAAACAAAGC